AUGGCAUCGCUGACAUCUUCAAGCCGCAGAGCUUCCUCAUCGUACCGCUCAUCAGCACGCUACAGCACUUCUAGCUCUUACUGCACAGAGGGGUCUCUGGGUGGAUCAUCUGAUUCACUGGAUACAAUUCUUGAGCCUUUUCUCGACUACGCCGAUCAUUCCAGUCUGUUUGGAGAGGAAGGCCCUGGAGGACCAAACUGUCUGGCCCCAUUCAGAAGGCACAGCAGACCCUUCUAUGGGCAUGAUGCUCCUGUGGGGGGCGCUGCAACAGUUGGACAGACCAGCACAGGUGGUGUAGUGAGGUGUCUGGGAGACAGCUACUACAUGUCAGCUGAUGUCAGCCAGUUUGAGCCACAUGAUGUAGUGGUGCUGGCCUACAACCAACACGUGGUCAUCCACGCCCAGAAGGUUUUGGAUGACGGCAGCAUCAGUGACACGUUCACCCAUAAGUCCCUGUUCCCUGAGGAUAUGGACCCCCUGUCAGUCAGUGGGACCCUUAACCCUGACGGUACCCUGGUGGUGAGUGUUCGCCGGAAAUCAGCACUCACUGGGAAAGAGCACCUGGCUAUCCCAGUCUACAACAGUGGGGCUGACCUCUGA
Molecule: messenger RNA, 600 nt
Organism: Pelmatolapia mariae (spotted tilapia)
Lineage: Eukaryota; Metazoa; Chordata; Actinopteri; Cichliformes; Cichlidae
Product: heat shock protein beta-7-like
Exons: 3
Coding region: 1-600 (199 amino acids)
Cellular component (GO): nucleus; cytoplasm
Source: RefSeq, a predicted model, not a curated record